Messenger RNA from Microplitis mediator, 6791 nucleotides. Its product is annotated as homeobox protein abdominal-B-like. The transcript has 2 exons. Lineage: Eukaryota; Metazoa; Arthropoda; Insecta; Hymenoptera; Braconidae. Gene Ontology annotation, molecular function: DNA-binding transcription factor activity, RNA polymerase II-specific; RNA polymerase II cis-regulatory region sequence-specific DNA binding. Gene Ontology annotation, biological process: regulation of transcription by RNA polymerase II. Gene Ontology annotation, cellular component: nucleus. Bases 1670 to 3193 code for a protein of 507 amino acids. The record is from RefSeq and is a predicted model, not a curated record.
GCAAGGGCGAAGGGGAGGAGAGGAAUCGCGACUAGGAGGUGGGGGUGAAGCGACAGGAGUUCGUCGAGUUACCGAGAGAUCGCGCUCGCGUUGUUUUUUGGGUCGUUCGUUCGUCAGCUCCGCGCGACUGCCAGAGCUCAGUUGUCGCUCAGUUCGGCUCAGCGCGGCCACCCGAAAAGAAAGGGGGUUUUACUUGCAUAUGUGUGCCUAUACGUACGCGUGUGCGCGACUCCUUUGCAUUACUGUCAAUUACAUUAAGAAGGUGAAAUUGUAAAAACCCCCUAGGGUCACAAGACCCCAUGGUUAUUUAUUCCAUCUUCUACCUGCUUACCGUAGAACGAGGUCAUAAAAGGGAUACACCGGACCUAUAGAAAAAAAAAAAAAAAAAAAAAAGAAAAACAUAAAUAGAGAAAAAGAGUAGGGCAAUAGAGGCUACGGUUUUAGUGGAAGUGGUCACUAGCAAUUCCCAGUAUCGCUUACAAGUUCGGUCAAUGGGAUUUCAUAUUUAAAAAAAAAGGGUUGGGUUUUAUGGUUUUUUUUUUUGUUGUAACUGCGGUCAAAUUUGAAUGUGUCAGUGACAAAGUGAGACAUUGAUACAAAAGAGUAAAAUAAACACGAUUUGAUGUGACGCUUCGCGAUCGAGGUGUGCAAUAAUAAAAAAGUGAACUUUAUGAUGAAGUUUGCAAAAGAUAGAUCACUGAAAGAAGAAACGCAUGCAUGCGUGACUUCUGUAAUUUUUAUAAGAGGAUUUAAUAUUUUAGUUUUAAAUAAAUAAGUUUAUAAAUAUUGAAUAUUGUGAAUAAUUAAUAUUUAAAUAAUUAAAUUAUCAAAGGUAUUUGAUGUUGCCAAGUGUUUUUUGUCACAAUUUAUUGCAUAUUUUAAGCUAAACAGUUUACGUUAAGAACUUGAUGCCAAAGUGUGCUGUGUUUUUGUUUUCUGUUACAACCUUUUCAUCUACUGGAUUUCUCAUCUGGAUCAUCUCAACUACGACUUUGAAAAAAUAAACAAUAAAUCGUUACGGAUAAAAUAAAAUUAAACACGUGGGCGACAACACGUCAAAUACUUUAUCGCCGUGUAUUCUUGGCGGGAUUAUCCACGCGUUCUGUCAAUCUCGAUUCACCCUUUCCUAUCCCAUUUUAAUCGUUUUUUUAUCCCCGGCUACGAUUUUCCACCCCUCCACUGGCACCCUUCCACCUGUCUACUGCGGCGCUACGCGGGGUCACUCACACAAAUACAACUCCUGCGCAUACACAUACGCGCACACGAACGCGCGUCUUGACGGGUAUCGGAUCGUGCCCCUACUUUUUGCCGUUCAUUCCCCACACAUAAUCUCUUUUUAUUUUCCUUCGAUAUUUCUCACUCCCAUACAAUCCAUCCAUCCUUUUCUCCGUCACUUUUCCUUCCUCACGACCAAUCUCACAUUUAAAUUUUUUUCGGAUCACUAAUGAACACACGAAUUCGGGCGAUGACAAUACUCUGCAACUAAAAAAAUAACCUCUACAACGACAAUAAUAAAUCGCGAGCGUCUUAAUAACUGUGUCGUUAUUCUACAAUCACGAUCUGCACCAUCGCCGAACACGUGUCCUGCUCAACGGCGACCCUGUACGACAAUGUUCACGCCGCGCCGCUAUGCGGCUCCGGCGUUGGGCAUCCUGGCUCUAUUACACCGAUGGGUACAGCCACCGGAGCGGGAAAUUCCACCGGGGUGACCUGGUGGGCCAUGAUGAACGGUGGCGUCUACGAAGAAAGUCCGCCGCCGAUUCCACCACCAGCCUCGUCAUUGAUUUCAAUCCACCAGCAACACCAACAGCAGACCUCAACACCUGGAUCCCACCAGCAAGCAACGACUCCAAGUUCACCUGGUGCCCCAAGUUCUGUGACAGCAUCAGCACCAGCUCCAACAGCCAGUGCAAGCUCGACAUCUCCAAGCGCUUCUUCGGUUGCCAGCAACAGCGCGACUGGGCCACUUCACAUUCCAGCUAAAAGAUUGACCGCGACGCCCAUUGCCGGGACGACCUACGGUGAGGUAAAUUGCGUGGAAGGGUCCGGUGUGACGGGAACUACCACGGGGGUCAUCAGGCACUCGCACUCGUCUUCAGCAGGUUCACAGGCUGGUUGGACUUCUUACAGUCCCCACAAUCCUCAAGAGGCCUACCACUCGUCAGCUGCAACGGCAGACGCAUUGAAUCAUCACCAGGCGUACGGGGGCACUAACCCCCCAACUUAUUACAACCUGGCGGACUCCGGUAUAGGAUCGUCGAGAGAUAGUCGCAAGUCCAGUAGUGCUCUGAGCUUCUGGUCCCCAGCAACGGCAAGUUCUGGGACAGCAGCUACUGGUGCGACGAACUCUGAUUACAAAUCUUACAACUCAGCAAGUACUGGAGGUACAGCAGCAACUUCUUCUGCUGCCUCAACAGCUGGUGCUACUGACCCAGCAGUUUCUACUGGCCAUCAGAGUUUUUCUCAGAGCUGGUGUAACUACUCGCCGUAUGCAAGUGCCAGGCAUCAUCAUUCUGUUGAUACGUCCCACCAUCAUCCUCAUUCCCAAGCUGGUGUGCCGUAUCUGACCUCAUCGGCACCUGACGAACGAGGGAGAAUGGCCGCUAUGGUUGCAGCCGAGAGUGCAUUCCCACAUGAUGGAUACGGAAGUCUCAGAAACUAUGGAGCACCUGAACCCGUGGCAUCCAGCCCCUAUACGACACCAGGGCUCUGGGGUUCCUCCUCAUCCCCCUUGUUUCCGGCAGGUUCAUUGGGCAUGCCAGUGAGUGUACCUGGAAUGGGCGUAAGCUGCACCGGAGGGAAUCCACUUCACGAGUGGACUGGGCAAGUGACAGUGCGAAAGAAACGUAAACCGUACUCGAAAUUUCAGACUCUUGAAUUAGAAAAAGAAUUUUUGUUUAAUGCCUAUGUGUCAAAACAAAAAAGAUGGGAACUAGCGCGUAAUUUAAAUUUAACAGAACGACAAGUUAAAAUAUGGUUCCAAAAUCGACGGAUGAAAAACAAAAAAAAUAGUCAGCGUCAAACCCAGCAAAACAACAACAACAACAAUAACAGCAGUGCAAACAAUGCGAAUCAUCACGGCACCACCAGCGGUAAUCAUCACCAUCCUGGAAGUACUCAUGGUCCGUCGAGCCAUCACGUCCAAGUCAGCCAGACCCACCACGCAAAUGGCUCGGCCAAACAUCAUCAGUGACCCGUGGCCUUCUCUGGGGUCUUUGGUCACCAACCGCAACAAACUUCGACUUCUGCCCACAGCAACAGCAGUGGCAGCCUAAACACUCACGGUCUCGCGGCCGCAGCCGCCGCAGCUGCUGCAGCAGUCAGCCAGAGCCACAGUUUCCAUCCAACCCAAGCAUCCCAACUCGCAACAGGUCUGCCUCCGCACGCAACGACGACCGUUACCGCAUCUCCAGCUGUUCACUCUCAUCAUCCUCAUCACCCCUCUCAUCAGUUGGCUCAUAUGGCGGCUCAUCAGCACACAAUGUUGUUCCAUCAGUCCAGCCAUGGUCUUGCCGCUUAACUACCGAGAUGCUGAUCAUUAACAAUCAUCAUUAAAUAAAUAAUUAAGCGGAUUAAAAUAUACCGUGAUGUUGUUAAUACUUUGAACGUCAGGACUUGAGAACUCCCAGAGAAUCCGUUAUUUGUAUAAGACAGUACUUGUAUACAUUUACACUAAACAGGUACAUAUAUAUAUAAAUAUAUAUAAAUAAUAAAUAUACGAUGUCAUUAAUACGUUAAAGUUAUAGUACACGGACACUCGAUGAUAUUUAUUCUGAGUGAGGCAAGAGACUUGUGUCGAGUGGACAUUAUAAUUAUAAUUAUAAUAAUAAUAAUAAUGAUAGAUAAUUUUUUUGACUGCUAUACACUAUGUGUAAGUGAGACAGUAUGAUAGGAAAUAAAUCAGUAUGAUUGGCAUGAUUUAUAAAUAAAGUGAAAGACAAAAUUAUUUACAUUCGUUAUUAAAAUACUUCUUUUUUUGCUAUUAACUUUGAGCUUUGUUAUUUAUUAAUUUGUUUUUUUAAAUUUAAUAUUUAAAUAUCCUGCCGAUAUUGUCUUAUUAUUAAGUUUUGUCUUUCGUAAUUUUGUUAAAAAGUUUUUUUUGUUUUUGUUUUUACGUGGGUCGGAAAAUUUGGUCGGAUUUUAGUCAGUCUUUGAGGUUUUAUAAAAUUUUGAGUUGUUUUUGGUCUAAAGAUCAGAAAUAGGCUGAAAAAAUUAGACAGAAAAAGUCGGAUUUAGAAUCCGAGGUGAUCGAAAUCUGACGAAAAAUUAUUGAAAAUGAGUCUGAAAAAAGUCUAAGUAAAGAAGAGUACAAAGAAAAUGAGCAUUUCUUGGCUUAAGAAAUUAUUUUCUCGCCUCAAGAAAAUAUGAAUUUUCAAUUUAUAAUCUAAAGAAUUUCUUAGUGCAAGUAAAAAUUUUCUUGGAGCGAGUAAAAAUUUGUAAUAAUGAAAUGAAAACUUAAAUUUUCUUGAGAUUGAAAAGAUUUUCUUGGCUCAAUAAAUUUUUGUUUACUUCAGAAAAUCUUUUCUUGGCUCGAAAAAUUUUUCUUCACUCCAGAAAAUCGUUUCUUGGCUCAAGAAAAUAUUUUCUUUACUCCAAAAAAUCUUUUCUUUCCUCCAAAAAAUCUUUUCUUGGCUCAAGAAAUUUUUUCCUGCUGCAAGAAAAUUUUCGUUUUCGACUCAUAAUUCGAAGAAUUACUUAGGGCAAGUACAAAUUUUCUCGAGCCAGAAAAAUUCCUUAAGAAAAUUUUAGUUUUCAUUCCAUAAUGCAAAAAAAUUCUUAGAACUAGUAAAAAUUUUUUGCACCAAGAAAUCCUUAUUUGUUGUGUACGGACGAAUUUUGCAUGACAAUUAAAUACGAAUAAAAAGUAAAAUUAACUAAAAAUGACUUAAAAUUUCCAUUUGAUCUAAAACGGAUGAAAUUUUCCGAGCCGUGUAUGUAAAAGAGAGAAUAAAAAUGUUGCAAUGAUAUCGGUUGGGUCAAUUAUAUAGUACAAUAUGCUAGGCCCUACUGAGAAAUCUGUCCAAUUCGUAACGAGAUAGUAUUUCUCCACAUAUACAUAUAUAGUUAAUGGAAUAGGAAAUAAAUUAUAAAUAAACUAUAGAGGUAAAAAAAUUAGUCUUGCCUAAUCGAGCCCUUGAAUCCCUCAAUUCAACUUUUAUGUGCAUUAAUUUUUUAACGCGCAUAUAUAUAUUAGAUAUAUUGACCCUUAAGUCGAAUGCGAGAUUGAUAUGGUAGAAAAAAAAUAUUUAGCAAUUGAUGACUCAAUAAAUUAAGUGAUGAUGGAUAAAGGGAUUAUCGAUUCAGGACUUGGACUUUAUUUAUUAUAAAGUAAAUAUGUAAUUAUCUCGUUGAUUUGAAUUGUGUGGGAUUUGUGGAAAAGAAAAUUUCUAAUUUCAAAAUUUUAAAUUUUGUCUUCGAUGGUCACAAAGGAUUUAUAGGACCAGGGUCUUAAUCAGCUAGAAAAAGAACCAAUCGAUAUUUUUACUUCAAAUUUUGAUUUGGCUUGAAAAAAAGUUAUCACGAAAAAAAAAAAUAAUAAAUUGCUGAGAAAUAUUUGGACAUAGAGUUAAUAAAAAAAUUUUUCUUCCAUAAACAGAAAGUCAAAUUUCCCACCAAAAAUUUCAGUUAUCGAAAAAAAGUAUGAUUGGUUUUUUACAAAUAUCUCUGCAAAUAUUAAGUUGUGGAAAAAAUUACAAGGUAUCUUUUUUGUAAAACGCAAAAUUUUCUACAAAAGUGGUACCUUGUACUUUUUUGAAUAACUCAAUAUUUACAGAGAUAUUUGCAGUUUAAAAUUAACUCGGAUCCUAUAGAUUCUAUGUUACUGUUAAGGAUUCAAAUGAACUAUCGCUUUUCUCAUCCAGCCGCCUGUAAUUGUGAGCAAUUAUUUACUUAUUUCAAUUCAUUAAAAAAAAUUCCAUUCCAAAAAAAUUUCCAAAAAGUUUGACAUGGAAAACUUCUUAAUUUGAGAAAGAUUAGAACUUCAAGUUUGACUUUUGUCUAACGUUCGAUUUUUAUAAUCGAAAAUAUUCGAGUUAAGAAAAUGUUCAAAAAUCCUAAGGAACUUUUAAUUUGCCUCAAAACGCUCCUGCACAAACUUCUGAAUCAACUAUAAAUUUUACUAUCAAAAUCCCAAAAGUUCAAAAAUAGUUAAACUUGUAAUACUACUGGAGUUAGCAUACGUCUACUGAUUUUUUGAUUUUCCAAGACGAUAAAUCAGAAAAAAAAUUUCAAAAAAAUUACACUCAUAGUUCUUUUCAUUUUCUACAUGUGCAUUUUUUUUCGGAAUUAAUUUGUCGAAAAAAAAAUCCAAAAAUUGUAUAUCGUCUACUAACUUUAGGAUCGUCAACUUGAAGUUCAAAUCCGUUAUAAAUUUAGAAGUUCGACGUCGGACUUUUUUGGAACGAAUUUCUCGAACACUGAAAAAAAAAAAUUUAAUUUAAAUUGGCUAUUUUAGUCAUACGCGAAUAAGGGAUGAGCUGUGACGCAUACACGUAUUUAGAUUGAGUUAAAAAAAAAUACCAUACUCAUUAUACCCCUCAAUUAUUAAUCUAUGUAAAAAUAUUAGAAUGGAAAAUGACAUAAAAUAAAUAACGAAUCGUGACGGGUCGUUGGAUUAAUUAUUACUGUACUUAAUGUUACAAUAGUUCUCAAAAUUGUGAGCUCUCUUUGUAACAAUGGCCAAAAUUAAGGGAUGACUGACGUGUUGUAUGAUUGGAAAAUAAAAAAAAGAGAAUUUAAUUUUUUCGUCGGCUUCAUUAGAUCUCUGAUAGGAUAAAAUGUCUGUUUUUUUU